GGCAGCGGCGUCGUCGUCGGCGGCGGCGGCGGCGGCGGCGCUCGGCGCGGGUAGGUCCCCCUGCUGCCCGGUCCCAUUUGUUGCGGAGUCUGGCUCGGGGCGGCCGCGGCACUCGGAGCUCCAGAAGAGCCCGACAGGGCAGCCGCGCAGCCACGACGGAGCAGCCGCGGGACUGGCCUCCCCGAGCCCCCUUCGCCGCCGUGCCCUUCCCCGGCGCGCUCACUCCCUUCUCAGGAUGGGAUUGUAGCGGCGGCGCGGACUCGGCGGGGAUCGCGGCGGAGGCGGCGGCGGCGGCGGCCGAGCGGGGCUCCAUGUUUUCCCCCGGCCAGGAGGAGCACUGCGCCCCCAAUAAGGAGCCGGUGAAAUACGGGGAGCUGGUGGUGCUGGGGUACAAUGGUGCUUUACCUAAUGGAGACAGAGGCCGGAGGAAAAGCAGAUUUGCUCUCUACAAGCGGCCGAAGGCUAACGGAGUCAAGCCCAGCACGGUCCACGUGAUAUCCACACCGCAGGCGAGCAAGGCUAUCAGCUGCAAAGGUCAACACAGCAUAUCGUACACUCUGUCGAGGAAUCAGACUGUGGUGGUCGAGUACACACAUGAUAAAGAUACAGAUAUGUUUCAGGUGGGCAGAUCGACAGAAAGCCCUAUUGACUUCGUCGUUACAGACACAAUUUCUGGCAGUCAGAACAAUGACGAAGCCCAAAUUACACAAAGCACCAUAUCCAGGUUUGCCUGCAGGAUAGUCUGUGACAGGAAUGAACCUUACACAGCACGAAUAUUUGCAGCCGGAUUUGACUCUUCCAAAAACAUAUUUCUCGGAGAAAAGGCAGCAAAAUGGAAAAACCCCGAUGGCCACAUGGAUGGGCUCACGACAAAUGGCGUCCUGGUGAUGCAUCCCAGAGGGGGCUUCACAGAGGAGUCCCAGCCCGGCAUCUGGCGCGAGAUCUCCGUCUGUGGGGACGUGUACACCUUGCGAGAGACCAGGUCUGCGCAGCAGAGGGGAAAGCUGGUGGAAAGUGAGACCAACGUCCUGCAGGACGGCUCCCUCAUCGACCUGUGCGGGGCCACACUCCUCUGGAGAACAGCCGACGGCCUCUUUCACACCCCAACGCAGAAGCACAUUGAGGCCCUCCGACAAGAGAUCAACGCUGCGCGGCCGCAGUGUCCGGUGGGGCUCAACACCUUGGCCUUCCCCAGCAUCAACAGGAAGGAGGUGGUGGAGGAGAAGCAGCCCUGGGCCUACCUCAGCUGCGGCCACGUGCACGGCUACCACGACUGGGGCCAUCGGAGCGACACAGAGGCCAAUGAGCGGGAGUGUCCCAUGUGCAGGACUGUGGGCCCCUAUGUGCCGCUCUGGCUGGGCUGCGAGGCGGGCUUUUAUGUGGACGCGGGGCCGCCCACUCACGCUUUCACCCCUUGUGGACACGUGUGCUCAGAGAAGUCUGCCAAAUAUUGGUCUCAGAUCCCGCUGCCUCACGGAACGCACGCAUUUCAUGCCGCCUGCCCUUUCUGCGCCACACAGCUGGUUGGGGAGCAGAACUGCAUCAAAUUAAUUUUCCAGGGUCCCGUUGACUGAUAACCUCAACAGCCAUCUGCGACUUUAUUAACAAGUUACUGUGAAGAUUUUGCCACUAACUCUAGAUUUUACCUUUUUUAUAAUGCCAUUUAUUAAGGGGAGGGGGUGUCCUGAGGCUGGGAGAAAAAAGGGGCACAGUGAUGAGACAUGCCAGGAGUUGGAGAACAGUGGUGUGUUGCAUGCUCAGAACAGCAGCAUCGUCAUUGAAGUCUGCUUGAUUAAAACCAUGAUACCUUUGUAACAUUUGGAUUUAAAAUGCCAUGCUUUAAUUUUAACCUUGGGUUUUUUAAACAGGUUUUCCUAGUUAAACUUGGACAGGACUUUAAAUCCUAUCUUACAAACGUAGAAGAAAUUUAUUCAAAAGUUGUUGGCUUUUAAUUGCGACCUUCAGUGCUGCGUGGCAUAGGUGUGAGACUUGCUGUGCCUGGAAAAUACUUGAUACAGGUUAGACUCUGACCAGAUACCAAAGGGGCGGCUCUGUAAGAUGUUGGGGGACAGGAGACCUUAGGCACAGGUGUCUGUUUUGAAUCUGGGGCUUUUUUCUAAUUUUUGUUUUGAGGGAAGGGAAUAUCCAUAUAUGUUUUUUUUUUUAAACUUCAGUGGGAUUCAAUUACGUUAUACAGACAUUCAUCAAAUACCUUGGCAUUUCAAAUGAAGAAUUUUCCGUAACUUUGUAGUCUGCCUUUUGUUAUUUUGGUCUAGUAUGGUCUGUCCCCGAGACUCAUCUUGCAUGGCCAGAACUGUUUGGUUGAUUAAAAUGUGGUAACUCUUAAAAAACCAUUAACUGAGGGUGAUUAUUGCAGCAGUAAACCUGGCCCAGGUAAGAUAAUAUGAAGCUUAUUUGCUUACUGAAUUAUUUAAGAGUGAUUAAAAAUAAGAGUUUACUUUUUAAAACCACUUGUUGGGAUUUCCUAAGUUUUCUUUUUUCUUCCUUAAGAAAGCCAAAAUUCUGUGAGCCUAAAAGCAGCAAAUCACGAUACAGCCACUUUUGUUCACUCCCUUUCUGCCAUCUGUCACCUUCCCUUGCAGCUUAUGGAGCCCUCUGAGUUUUGAAAAUGUUUGCAAAUCAAACUAAAUUUAAAUGUGAUCAUUAGAUAUACACAACACCAAGUGGUACAUCUGCAGAGAUCAUUUGAAAUUCCUGAUUUCAAGAGAGUAAAUGAGUGUUUAUUGAGGAAUAGUUAAAUCAGAAUUUCAUAUGAGCAUCACCAUCCCUCCCUGUUAGUUUCAUUUCAUUUUGAGUAAUAACUCAAUAACUCUUGGGUGUUCAUUCUCUGUGCUGGGUACCGGUGUAUCACUGUUCCCAGGAUGUAAAGAUCCUUUAGGACAUGUGACCACCAGAGCUGGCUGGGAUGAAAUCAAUUCCUGCCACAUGGAGAGAAUAUUUAUUUAAAUUAACAUGCUCUUAAAUUGACCGUUGCAGAUUUGUGCUCCAUUUUUUAACCUUUGUAAAGAUGUGUGAUUUAUAUGAUCCUAAAAUACUGUAUUCCUAUUUGGUUUUUCCAUGGUUUGCCUAUGCAAAUAUUUUGCCUGUUUUCAAUUGUUCUAAUCCAUUUUGAAAGUCCUGUUCCAUAACGUGACAAUACCUAUCAAUCAGUCUUCAUUGCUGCUGCUUAAGUUGACUUAAUAUAUAAAAAGUUCAGCUUUCAAAUAGCUUUACUUUUCAGUGGAGAUUACUGUUUAUGAAGAGGCAUUUUGUUUUGCGAAUUUUUAAGUGAUGUGAGAAAUCCAACAGCAGUCCUCUUAUUGGACUCUAUUCUGUAUAGCUUGCUCGACCUGCAAAGAAAACAAUGAAUUUGCCUAGAAUAUAUCAAAUGCCUUUUGAUGUAGCCAGUCUCCAGUGAUCAGCCUUCAUGGACAGUGUCUUUUCAGUCUGUGCCGCUCCAGGCUCCACAAAAUGAUGGAGAGAGCACGUGGUCCCUCUUCUUGCUCUAUGGCUUGAAGGUAAGGUUUGAGGAGUCUUGAUACCCUAAAAGCAUCUUGUAAAUAAACAGUCUUGCAUCUAGAAAGGCUGGAUUUUACCUAUCAGAAACGUUUUUCUCCAGAAAGUUACCAUCUGAUAUAAAUUUCCUAUUUCAAGGACUAUAGUAUUUCAAGAUCUAGUAGUUCUACGUGCAACAUACGCCCCCAAAUAAAGUUACCUUCCAACCUGAAAAGUUUGACGUUUAGUGAACUUGGGUACUAAAUUCCAAGCUCUGGGAACAGGUAACCGUGACCUGCCCUGUUAGCGCCACACCUUUUCCUCUGACUUCCAGGUGAGGCCCCUCCCGAGGCUGCAGAAGGAAGCCAGGCUCAUCUCGGCCACUUCCAGUAAGAUCUUCCUAUUACUUGGGCUAAUGAGAUUUUUCCAGAGUUGAGAGCAAUUUCAUUUGUGAGAAUAAAGAACCGCAGCUCACCAGAGUAGAGUAAUACAGUUCAGGAAAGGUAACUUCUUAGAGGUCACACCCGUUCUUACGUCUUCAAGGGCGGUCCCACUCCCCAGGUGUAAACAUAGGAAAUCGCAGACCAGUCAUCCUGAUCUCGGCCUGAUUGAAACGCCUUUUGUGAAUAAGUUUCCAGAAAAGCCCCAGUGAUGUAUUCCCACAGGUUUUUUUUUUUUUAAGUUGUUUAUGUCCGUUUGCUAUUUAAAAAAAAAAAAAAUUCAGAGUGAAUGGGAUACAACUCUGAAUAUUUUUCUAGUCUGGAAUUUUUUUUAUUAUUACUAAUCGGUGCUGCCAGGCCAUGCAUGCUGCAACUCAACAUUCCCUUAUUUGGUUUCGCUUUUUGCAAAAAGGGCUACAGUUCACACUGCAGAGUAAGUAUUAAGCUUUCUGGGGUUUUUUUCCCUUCCUGCUGUAGCCCAAAAGAAUUAAAAUCUUUUAAUAUAAGUAGAGAGCAUAUUUAUCAUUCCUCGAUAGUUAAUUAUAGAGUUUGGUACCUUUGUGCCUCAGGGAAGCCACGUGAUAUAACUGGUUAUAGAAUUUCAGGGUUAGGGUUUAAAGAAAGGAGAAAGCCAUUGGAAAAAUGAUGGACUCCAUUAAGGAGACUAAUGAAUCUGGAUGCAGAAAUAUGCCAGGAACUGGCAUACACAUGAUUGUAGUAGAAUUUAUUUCCAGCAUCAAUAGGGAAAUUAUUUUAAGUUAUUACAGCUAUUAUAGUAGCAAAGUUGAAAACUUUUUUCUUCAUAAAACUUCAAUGCUUUAUUUUUGCUUACAUAAAAAAAUUUCAAACCCCUGUCGUUUGAGAGCUCCAUGUUAUUUGGGCACUUUUGGGGAGUUUAAAAAGGAGCAUGUUUUCUCCUUCUCAAGUGUAACACAGGUUACAGAACUGUGACCUACCCACAGAUCAUUUUGAUUAAUUUAUCUUUUUAAAGCCAUUAUGCUCGUUGGAUUUGCAUGAGAGAAUAUACGAUCACAACGUUGUUAAUGCUGGCUAAGAAACUAGUUCUCUUCAUGCAGUUCUGCCUUGUAAGAGUGGAAUUUGUGAUAGACAAACCACAGAACCUUGAUUUUAAGCUCAAGCCAGCUCUGUUCCCUUGGCUGUAAAUCUCACAGCCCCGCAGUUUAGCCUUGGUGGGCUGAGGGUAUGAAGUUCCUCCUCCAGCGCUGCAAGUAGAGCACAGCUCUGUUAUCUCCUCUUUAUGACCAGUCAGAGGCCAGUGAGACGACGCCAGGAUCUUUGUAAAAGAAUGUAAGCAUCAUUGAAGCAGUAAAACAAGUUUCAGUAUUUCUAUUUAGUAAAUCUCAUAUCCCUCUCAAAUAAGUUUUCACCCUCAUGAAGAUUCCCUAGAAGAUAAGGAAAAGCAAACACUUUUCCCGUCCUACUUAACUGUUUCUAAACAAACAAAACUGAACUCGAUGAAAGGGAAGUUGUUUUUUCAGCUAAGAUGACAGAUUGUUUCUCUGUAUUAAGUAGCCUAGAAGCUAAGAGGGUGGUCAUAUUCACCAUGUAUAGUGUUAUGAGCAGUUAAAUUUUAUGGGUAUAUUUGUAAAACUGUUCUUUUAUAUUUCAUGUCAAAUUGAAAAGAUUAUUUCUUCACUAUUGUAUCUGUGGAAAUACAAGCCAUUUUACAGGGAAAAUCUUCAAAAACUAUUAAACAGAUCUUAGUAUGUUUGUGAGUUGGUGUCUUCAGACUCUGUGGCUGUCACUGGGUUCCUCAGAACGUUCAGUAGGAAGCUGAUACAAAAGUAGACUUGAUUUUUCAAACUUCCAAGUUGAUCCCAAACAGUUGUGCUGAUCAUUGUUUUAUAUUCUGCACAAUACAUAUUUAAAUCUGGAUUCUGAAAAUCUUAAGUUUUUUUAUUUAAAAAACUCCAUUGGCGUUUAUAUUUCUUGUGACACUACUGUCAAAUAAAUCUAACUUCCAGGAGAAUUUAACCUGGUUUGUAGAA
Molecule: messenger RNA, 5944 nt
Organism: Camelus dromedarius (Arabian camel)
Lineage: Eukaryota; Metazoa; Chordata; Mammalia; Artiodactyla; Camelidae
Gene: PELI2
Product: pellino E3 ubiquitin protein ligase family member 2
Exons: 6
Coding region: 312-1574 (420 amino acids)
Biological process (GO): protein polyubiquitination; regulation of Toll signaling pathway
Molecular function (GO): ubiquitin protein ligase activity; protein binding
Source: RefSeq, a predicted model, not a curated record